Messenger RNA from Anastrepha obliqua, 733 nucleotides. Its product is annotated as TP53-regulated inhibitor of apoptosis 1-like. The transcript is spliced from 2 exons. The record is from RefSeq and is a predicted model, not a curated record. Lineage: Eukaryota; Metazoa; Arthropoda; Insecta; Diptera; Tephritidae. The coding region runs from base 109 to 360 and encodes 83 amino acids.
AUUGGCUUCAAUUUGACGUUCGUUUUCUCGUGUUUCAUACACGCAAACUAAUGUGAUUGCGUCUAUUUAACGGAUAUAAAAUCAUCCACUUUAGAAAAAGUUGUUAGCAUGAAUAGCUUAGGAGGUGAUUGUACGGAGUUGAAGAAACAGUAUGACGCUUGCUUCAACUCUUGGUUUACUGAACAUUUUCUAAAGGGACGUCACAAUGAUUCGCUGUGUGCACCAAUCUUCAAAGUAUAUCAAGAUUGUGUAAAGCGAGCCAUGCGUGAACAAAAUAUAGAACUUCGCGAUAUCGAAUCGGAAAUCACCACCAGCGAGCCUCAACAGGAACAGCAAAAGCAUGAUCAUACGAAAAGUUGACCGUUAUUGAACAAUGAUAUGUACACCACAACUACAACACCUACAGGACAUGCGUCGGCUGCCAACGGGAUACCAGUCUCUUUGGCUGGUUACGAGGAACAACCUUCAAAGAAGAAAUCGCACAAGCGUGAAAAUUCUUUAUAAUAAAACCUUUAAUUUGUCUAUACAGUGACGAUCACCUUCGACGAACAAAAGACGAGAAUAUUUUUGGGUCAUUGUCGUAGACGAGUGUAUCUGAGUUCACUUAACAAAAAGUAGCAGAAACUCUUCUCAUUUACUUAAUGAAUAAUCGUACAAUUUAUUAAUGUGGUACUCGUUAGAGAUUUAAAAUUAAGUAUUAAAUAAAGUUACUUUUUGUUGUUAAACAUAUAAA